Sphaerulina musiva SO2202 is the source of this 1939-nucleotide messenger RNA. RefSeq lists its product as uncharacterized. Gene Ontology annotation, cellular component: small-subunit processome; nucleolus. Lineage: Eukaryota; Fungi; Ascomycota; Dothideomycetes; Mycosphaerellales; Mycosphaerellaceae. The record is from RefSeq and is a predicted model, not a curated record. The transcript has a single exon. Bases 41 to 1939 code for a protein of 632 amino acids. Gene Ontology annotation, biological process: maturation of SSU-rRNA from tricistronic rRNA transcript (SSU-rRNA, 5.8S rRNA, LSU-rRNA).
GCAAAUCACAGCAUACGAGCAUAGCACAAUCCGAUAGAACAUGGCGAAGAAGAGGAAAGUGGCGGCAGCAGCGACUACCGCUUCGCAGGAGCACGCACAGGGCCUCGACUUCGAUCCGCGCGAGUCCCGGAAGCGCAUUCAGACGUACGAGGACGUCGCCGGGUCUGACGAUGAAUUCCACCUGAACCACGACGAAAUUCACCUGGGCGAGGAGCCUGCAGCUAAACGGCGUCGCAAGAUUGCUGAGGACGAGGCCUUCCUAGAAGCUUCGGACGAAGAGGUGCUGGGCGAUCUCGGGGAAGAGGACGACGACGACUGGGACGACAACAAUGGCAGCUCUGACCUGGACGCUACAUCUGGCACGCAGCACUUUUCUGCGGCGGGCUCAAACGAUGGCGAUGGCGGUGAUGAUGAAGAUGGGCUGACGGGUUGGGGUACAUCAAAAGAUGCCUUAUAUGGCAACGAUGCAAUUGAGACUGAAGAGCAGGCGUUGGAGGAAGAGCAAGAGGCUAUUCGUCUGCAAAAACGACAGCUGCAACAGAUGCACGCUGCAGACUAUGGCUUCGAUGACGACGAUUGGCAGCAGGACCGCGCUGGCGAGGCGGGCUCCCACAACGUUGUAUCUGAGGUUCUACCUCAGCUGCAGAUCGCGCCAGACCUCGGCGUCGCCGAACGUCUGAAGCUGCUGAAGUCGCGAUAUCCCGAAUUUGAACCCUUAAGUAAGGACCUGUUGCAACUUCAGCACACCCAUGCUCAGUUACUGGACUCGGCGAGGACAUCGUCUGUCGCGCAGACGAAGCUGAGAGCUGCAUCCGCAUACCUUGGAGCACUGGUCAUGUACUUUUCGCUGCUCGCAUCCUCGGCGUCAUCGGGCGAUGGAGAAAUGGUCGCUGUCCCCGCAGCACAAUUGAGAGAACAUCCGAUCAUGAUGAGCUUAGUCAAGUGUCGGGAGCUCUGGACGAACGUGUCAGCUAUUCCAGAUCAGGCAUCUACGCAAGACUCGGACGUGCGGGAUAACAGCUCAGACGAGGUUGAGCUGGAAUCAAAUGGCAGCGAUGAGGCUAUGCUGGUUCAGCCUGUGCAGCCAACGACUCGCUCGUCCAGAGCACAGCGCCAUGCUGCUGCUGUCCAAUCGGCUGCAGAAGAAAGGAGGUUGGAACGGAUGAGACGUGCUGAAGCCGAUCUCGCUGAACUGGAUGCUUUGGUCGUACCCAAGACUAAGAGGGUGGCGAAGGCGUCCCGCGAGCCUCGCAUGGAAAGUGGCGGCUUAGAUCUGGGCGAAGAGGCUCCGCUCACUGCACGUGAAGCAGCCGACAAGGCGCAAAAGAAGAAGAGCCUCCGUUUCUACACCUCGCAGAUUGCUCAGAAAGCGAAUAAGCGUGGCAUUGCUGGUCGUGUUGCAGGCGGUGACGAUGAUAUACCACACCGAGAGCGAUUGAGAGACCGACAAGCACGUCUCAAUGCCGAAGCCGAAAAACGUGGCAAGCGUCCUGGAGAUGCCAUCGGCACAGCGCUCGGGGACGACACCGAUGAGGAAGACCACGCACAGGCGCACAACGUCCGUGCCCUCGCGGAGGACGAUGAGUACUACGACCUCAUUGCUGCGAAGACAAGUAAGAAGAAGAGCGACAAAGCAGCGCUUGCUGAGGCGCAACGGCAAGCUGCGCUGCAAGGAGGAGCAGUCGUGCAGCAGGAAACGAUGAGUGCGGAUGGCAAACGCAAAAUCACAUACGCCAUUGAAAAGAACAAAGGCUUGACACCGCAUCGCAAGAAGGAUGUUCGUAAUCCCCGUGUCAAGAAGAGAAAGAAGUACGACGAGAAAAAGAAGAAGUUGGCCUCCAUCAAGCCAGUAUACAAGGGGGGCGAAGGGCGAGGAGGCUACGGAGGUGAAUUGACUGGUAUCAAGGGGUCUUUGGUGAAGAGCACCAAAUUAUCUUGA